AUGGAGGAACUGAAAGUGAUGUGGAAUGGAGUUCAUUUGGUAUCAAGUCUUAGUGGAAUACCACUCAUAUUCAAAGCAGCCUUGUUGUACACCUCUUCAGAUAUACCUGCAUCACGAAAACUGUCUGGGUUUAAAGGCCACAGUUCAGGCGGUUUUUGUGAAAACAAGAUUACUUGGGGUUUGACGAAGAAAACUGGCCAAAAUGUAAGAGUGAAGACCACAGGCGUCAAGCAAACAAAAUGUCACAAUGCAAGACGAAGGAAGAUCUGGAGACGUCAAGAAAGUAUG
Paramuricea clavata is the source of this 288-nucleotide messenger RNA. The record is from the annotation of a GenBank genome assembly. Lineage: Eukaryota; Metazoa; Cnidaria; Anthozoa; Malacalcyonacea; Plexauridae.